GCUUGGCUUGAGGCUCCCUUAUCUGCCCCUGCCCCAUGGUCCCUGGCAGCACCAUGAGCCACCAGCUCCUGCCCGUGCUGCUGCUGCUCCUGCUGCUUGGCACCUUGAGCCCGUGGGGUCAGGAGCAGGGGCCUGAGAGUCCCUCAGAGGAGCCUCCAGAGGAGGAGAUCCCCAAGGAGGAUGGGAUCUUGGUGCUGAGCCACCACACCCUGGGCCUGGCCCUGCGGGAGCACCGUGGCCUGCUGGUGGAGUUCUGUGAGUGCUGUGGCCAGUGGGACUGGGGACCGGCAGGGCCCGCUGGGACCCACACCCUUUGCCUGCAAAUGCAAGGCAUGUGGCCAAGAGAGGCCUCCCCUCAGGCACUCACCCCAGGCACUCACCCCCACUGUGCCACAGAGCUCUAGGGAGGGGCCUGGGGUCCGGUUGGGGCAGGCAGGAGCAGUGGGGGUACCCACAGGACAGGAGAGCACCUGGACCUCCCUGCUUUGCCAGUGGGGCCUGCCACAGACUGCAGAGGCCCCAGCCAUGUUCAGGCCUGGAGGUCCCUGAUGUGUGUGUUCUGUGGUCUCUUCACAACCUCUGACACACGUAGGAACUGUUCUCGCCUAGGAGGCCUUCCCAGGCAGCCAGAUGAGCCCAGGAGCCCCGACCUUACAGGACGGGAAAGGGGGAAAGGGAAGGGUCUUUCCAGCUCUCCCAAGCCUUGCUGGUCCCUAUGCCACAGCCUGGGAGACUGGGAGGGGGCGUUGGUGCUUGGCUUGGCCAUGGCCAGGGCUCAGGGCAGAACUGAGGAGUAUGCUUGUUCCCUGCUGGGUUGUCUGGUGGGGACAGGGUGCUGCUGGGGUUGUGGCGGCCUGGGGCACUCACAGACCCGUCCCCCAGAUGCCCCAUGGUGUGGGCACUGCAAGGCCCUGGCCCCCGAGUACAGCAAGGCAGCUGCCCUGCUAGCAGCCGAGUCGAUGGCGGUCACGCUGGCCAAGGUGGACGGGCCCGCGCAGCCGGAGCUGGCCAAGGAGUUUGGUGUGACGGAGUACCCCACGCUCAAGUUCUUCCACCACGGGAACCGCACACACCCAGAGGAGUACACAGGACCCCGGGAAGCCGAGGGCAUCGUGGAGUGGCUACGACGGCGGGUGGGGCCCAGCGCCAGGCAGCUGGAGGAUGAGGAGGGCGCCCAGGCGCUGAUCGAUGCCCGGGACCUGGUGGUCAUCGGCUUCUUCCAGGACUUGCAGGAUGAGGAUGUGGCCACCUUCUUGGCCCUGGCCCGGGACGCCCUGGACAUGACCUUUGGCCUCACGGACCGGCCGCAGCUGUUCCAGCACUUUGGCCUCACCAAGGACACCGUGGUCCUCUUUAAGAAGUUUGAUGAGGGGCGGGCAGACUUCCCAGUGGACGAGGAGCUUGGCCUGGACCUGGGCGAUCUGUCACGCUUCCUGGUCACACACAGCAUGCACCUGGUCACGGAGUUCAACAGUCAGACAUCCCCCAAGAUCUUCGCUGCCAGGAUCCUCAAUCACUUGCUGCUGUUUCUCAACCAGUCACUGGCUGCGCACAGGGAGCUCCUACCAGGCUUUGGGGAGGCCGCUCCCCGCUUCCGGGGGCAGGUGCUGUUCGUGGUGGUGGACGUGGAGGCUGAAAAUGAGCACGUGCUGCAGUACUUCGGCCUCAAGGCUGAGGCAGCCCCCACCCUGCGCCUGGUCAACGUUGAGACCACCAAAAAGUACGCACCCGCGGAUGGGGACCCUGUCACUGCCGCUUCUGUCACUGCCUUCUGCCACGCAGUCCUCAACGGCCAAGUAAAGCCCUAUGUCCUGAGCCAGGAGGUACCCCCCGACUGGGAUCAGCAGCCAGUUAAGACCCUCGUGGGCAAGAAUUUUGAGCAGGUGGCUUUUGAUGAAACCAAGAAUGUGUUUGUCAAGUUCUAUGCCCCCUGGUGCACCCACUGCAAGGAGAUGGCGCCUGCCUGGGAGGCGCUGGCUGAGAAGUACAAAGACCAUGAGGACAUCAUCAUCGCUGAGCUGGAUGCCACAGCCAACGAGCUGGAUGCUUUCACGGUGCACGGCUUCCCUACCCUCAAGUACUUCCCCGCAGGGCCGGGUCGAAAGGUGAUUGAAUACAAAAGCAGCAGGGACCUGGAGACCUUGUCCAAGUUCCUAGACAAUGGGGGUGAGCUGCCCAUGGAGGAGCCCCCAGAGGAGCUGGCAGCCCCGUCCCCGGCGCCACCCACCAACUCCACUGUGGGGUCCAAGGAGGAGCUGUAGUGCCCCGUGUCCCCCACACCACUGCUGGAAGGGAGGCGGCCCCCUCGGGUCCCCCACACCACCGCUGGAAGGGAGGCAGCCCCCUCGGGUGCCGGAGGGAGCCGUGCCCUGUAAAUAAAGAGCUUGGUUCUGGACUGUGUGUGCCUGGUCCCUGAGCAAGGCUGGAUGGUGCAGCUCUGCCCAGCUUGGGGGCUCCCGGGCAGGAAGGUGGAGCACGUGACCAUUUCAGCUCGGCCAGGCUCUGCGCCCCAGGGUGCCCCCCAUGCCCACUGAGGCCAGUGUGACCUCUUACCAGGUGGGCUGAGGCUGGGAGACGCCACCAGGCCCCACCAGCAGCAGUAAACCACAGCCAGAGCAGGUUCAAAAAGUUUUAUUUCAUUAUUAUCCAAGUACCUUUGAAAAGAUAAUUGUCCAAGUGUCAUCGCAUGAAAAACAGGCUCCGGCAGCCCCUGCUGGCCCUGGCCUGAGAAAUGUACAUAUUUACACGGGCCCGAGAAAGGAAGACCCGGGACGGCGCAGCCGGCGGCGGGCGGCAGGCACAGCUCCGUCGCCGAUUCGCACAGUGGCAGGCAAGAGACGAGCUGCGGUGAAGGCACUCGGUGGCGCG
Sapajus apella (tufted capuchin) is the source of this 2868-nucleotide messenger RNA. RefSeq names its product protein disulfide isomerase family A member 2 (gene PDIA2). Gene Ontology annotation, cellular component: endoplasmic reticulum. Gene Ontology annotation, biological process: protein folding; response to endoplasmic reticulum stress. The record is from RefSeq and is a predicted model, not a curated record. The transcript has 10 exons. The coding region runs from base 549 to 2261 and encodes 570 amino acids. NCBI's taxonomy places the organism in Eukaryota, Metazoa, Chordata, Mammalia, Primates, Cebidae. Gene Ontology annotation, molecular function: protein disulfide isomerase activity.